Truncatella angustata is the source of this 2702-nucleotide messenger RNA. Its product is annotated as fungal-specific transcription factor domain-containing protein. NCBI's taxonomy places the organism in Eukaryota, Fungi, Ascomycota, Sordariomycetes, Amphisphaeriales, Sporocadaceae. Gene Ontology annotation, biological process: DNA-templated transcription; positive regulation of transcription from RNA polymerase II promoter by galactose. Bases 265 to 2445 code for a protein of 726 amino acids. The record is from RefSeq and is a predicted model, not a curated record. The transcript has 6 exons. Gene Ontology annotation, cellular component: nucleus. Gene Ontology annotation, molecular function: DNA-binding transcription factor activity, RNA polymerase II-specific; zinc ion binding; RNA polymerase II cis-regulatory region sequence-specific DNA binding.
AAAAUGCCAGGGUGUCACGACAAAACUGUAUUAGGCCGAAAAUUUUAUGUGGUGGCUGAUCCUAAACAUUUUAGUGCGCUGGCUCAUAUCAGUACUUCCGUCGGCUUCUUCCUUUUUAGACCACAAUAAGUUGCAUGCUUGCCCAAGGAUGCCCGUUUGAAAGAAUUAACCACGGGGCUCGAUGAGAUACUCUUCACUCGACGUGGACAUAUAUCCCUAUUUCCGAAGCGUCCAGCUUAGUGACCGGCAUUCAACAGAUUAUACAUGGAUACUCCGGACGUUCCGGCUCCAACUGUCAAAGGCAGGAAGAUACAUCCGCGGAUUUCCAAAGCCUGUCAGGAGUGCCGUAGACGCAAGGUCAAAUGUGAUGGCGCUUCAAUGUGCAAGAACUGCGAACAGAUAUCUGUCGCUUGUACCUAUCGGUCAACGACUCGAAACAGGAAGUCGGCCAAGCGAGCAGCAAUCGCUCAGUCUCACCAACAGCCACUGUCUUUCAUUGAAGGCCGGCGAAAUGUGAUUGAUCCUCGAACAUCUCUGCAUCAUCAGGAGGAGUUGCAUCUGACAGAGCCUCAAACAAGGUCCGAAAAGAUCCAAACAGUUGAAGAAGAUGUCUCAGAUUUGCAGUCCAACACAUCGCAGACGCAUGGCGAUAAGUAUAGUACUGCGGGUACCAAUUGCAGCGUAUCUGCAACCCAUCUUACGUCCGCACACUGCAUGCUCCAGCUUUACUACGGCGCAUCAUCCAACUUUUCGUUUUUGCAGCAAAUCCACCAUAGUCUUUCCGGGCCUGCAAAUCCAUCGAGACCACGCGACGAAGUUGAGGAGGGUGGUGCAGGACUCGACUUUUAUGGGCAGCGUUCUCUAUUUUUCGGAACAUCUGAUGCCAGCUACCAGUUAAACGGACACGCAGGUAUCUCGCCGCUAACUCUCCUUUCUGAUCAACUCGCCGAAUCAUUUCUCGAAGAUUACUUAAACACAAUCUACCAUCUCCAUCCUUUUCAGUCAUUGUCCGAGCUACGUCGGCUAGUCAAGCUGUUAUAUGAGAAUCCCCAAAUGAGAAACCUUGGCACUGAUGAGACUGCUAUCUUAAUGGCUGUUUUAGCCAUUGGUGCCACUAUGACAACGAACACAUUGUGGGCCGAAAUGCUAGCUGAAAAGGCGAAAAAUAUUGCGAACACAUUAGGCCACGUUGUGAACCUAAAAUCUGUCCAGCUAUCCUUACUUCUGGCUCACUACGAAUCUAUUCUUGGUCGUCCCAAUUCGGCGUAUCUUUAUCUUGGCAUAGCUGUACGAAAAGCAUUUGCAGCAGGUCUACACCGGGAUUCACCAACUUACGAAGCAAAUGGGAGGAAACAUAUACAACAACAGGAAAGACGCACAACUAUAUGGUGCCUCUAUUUCUUCGAAUCCCUGAUUUGCUUCGCUUUAGGCCGACCCAGUUCUAUUGCCCGUCAUGAAAUAAGCAGUCCAUACCCAGAUAACCAGCCUUUCAUUUCAGCACUCGUCAAGCUGACACAUGUGAUGUCGGAAGCUGCAGCAUCUAUAUAUGCAUAUCAGCAGUCAUCACUGCAAGAUCUUUACCGCAAAGCUCAAAAUAUAUAUCGGGGACUACAGGAUUAUGCAUUAGAUGUACAAGAAAGACUCGGAAUCUGUUUGACUAAACCAUCUGUGCCUACUGAGCUAGAUGUUCAUCACAUUUUCCUACAAAAUUUGUAUUAUCAUACAUUAGCUCUUACUUUCCGACCCUUCCUGGUGGCUGAUAUGGAUCAUCAAAAGUCAAAUGUCAAGUCAGGAAAUUCUAGCGUUUCAAGAAAUCAAAGUGGUCGACCGUCGAUUGAGAGCUGUCUGUGGGUGCCAGAAGCAUGCAACCAUGCGGUGGACGCAGCAUUCAAGCUGAUUCACUUCAUAUUUACCGCCAUUGAACAGAAUGUCAUGAUGAGGGGUGUAAAGUUCUUCGCUUUCUACGUUGAAGGCGCUUGCUUCUUACUGAUAUAUGAUGUCCUGCGCGACCGUUCUGCCAAGAAUAGAAAUGUAUCUGCUGUAAAAGUUGGACUGCAAUGUCUCAAAACUAUGGUGCCUGGUGGAGGAAUGAUCACAAGCAACAUCUUAUCUAUUCAGAAGUUACUUGAUACUCUUGAUGAGAUGCCUUUGUCGGCAGCACCAAGAGUUAAUGAUUCUGCUUCAGCUGGCUUAGACCAAAUACCGUCCCUACCUGACAACUUUGGUUUCAUGACAGCUGCGCCAAAUUAUGUACCAAGCCAAUACGGGGCCGCUAGUUAUCCAUUGGAUACACUAGUGAACUUUGCUGCAGGUUGGGCUACUUUUAAAGACGGUCAUUACAUGAGCCAGAGUAUCGUUCCUGAGCCCGAACGCUUCAACCCGGAUCUAUUGGGCCAAAAUUGGGAGUUCGACAAUGUCUUGAAUGUUCCGGGAACUCUUUUCUAGGUUGGUGUGUUUAUUCAUUCAUCAGUUAUCAAGUCAGUAUCCUCUAUACAUUUGGCAUCAGGUAGACAGACGCAUAACCCUUGGUGAAGUGUCAGAUUUUAUCCGGCAUCGGAUUGCAAUAGGGUAUAUGAGGGCUGGAAUCCUCCAUAUGUGAUAGAGAGUAGGGCUCAGCGCGUCAAUACUAGCACCCUAGCACUUCCUUGCAACACCAACGUCUGACAUGAAGUCGGACCAAAUUCAUUGGCUCAUUCAAAUUA